Molecule: messenger RNA, 1143 nt
Organism: Candoia aspera
Lineage: Eukaryota; Metazoa; Chordata; Lepidosauria; Squamata; Candoiidae
Product: prostate and testis expressed protein 3-like
Exons: 4
Coding region: 63-434 (123 amino acids)
Source: RefSeq, a predicted model, not a curated record
UCUGAAUUUCUUCCUUUCUGACUUAGGGCUUGGCUCUAGCAUUAAGCUCUUCCAGUUUCAAGAUGCCCUCCAUGUAUCAGAUCUCACUCUUUGCAAUCUGUGCCUUCAUCUGUCUCACACCUGGAGGACUUGGAAUCCCCUCUUCUGGCCUGUCCCCCAACCUACAGAAAUCAUCCACUCUGCAAUGUCGAAUGUGCAUGAUCAUGCACCCAGGAGAACUCUGCUUGCCUUCCAUUGCCUGCCAGAUUGUUGGAAAACACCAAACCUGCCAUCUCCUCAGUAUCUAUUACAAUGGGGAGCUUCAACAAAAAAUCCUCUCCUGCAAGCUCAAGUCAGCAGCAAGGUGUGGCAGCUCGGAUGAAUUCCCAGAGAAAGGCAUUCGGUAUGAAUAUCACUGCUGUGAGAACAAAGACUUCUGUAAUGAAAGUCUAUAGAGAGCUGAAAUGCCUGAAGAUCCUCCAUACAGCAACAUAUGUGCAUGCUCUUCCACUCUGGAUUUUCCUGUUUCCUAUCUCCUUCCCUCAGUUGAACUAUUUCACGUUGUAGCUUGGGUUGUGAUUAGAGACAUCCACAAACAAGGAACCCAAUUACUCAGAAUCUCGAGAGUAAUGAUAACAUGAUAAGAAGUUCAGUGUCCUUAUCCUUUUGAUUGUAGAAGAAACCCGUUUAUAUAAUCCAAGUUAAUUAGCACCCAGGAAUACAUAGAGAAUCUUUCAUUAACUUUUAUUUCUCUAGGUAUUAGAGUUGCAUUUUAGCAUAAAUAUGUACCAUUAAAGCAGCAUCUUAAAAGCUUGGGAGCAGAACAGAGAGAGAAAGAGAAAGAGAUCCAGGAGAGUUCUGGAUCCAGGAGAUCCAGAAGAGAACAUUUUGAAGAGGAGUUUCCACUCCAAGAAGGCUGUAUUUCAGCUCACCACUUGCCUCAUUUCUGAUAGCAAAAGGAAGACAAUUUUAGUUAAUUGGGGCUUACAUGUAUAAACUCAGAAGACUUAAGAAAGUCAGUGGGGGUAGCUAAACUCAAGCAGGAGUUUUAUGCAUGGAUUAUGGAUUGUGUUGAAAACACCCACCUCCCUUCCUACAAUGUGAACUCUGUAUGGGUCUCUGCCUCAUAAGAACCAAGGGUGGUGGGGACAUGGGAGAGGACAU